AUCCAAACCAAUCGCUACAAAAGCAUGAGAAAUUAUGCAAUGACCAAUCUUACGCAGGCAAAACCUACCGCCCUGUCUGCGAUUCAACAGACCAGUCUCGACAACAAAAAGUGGAUUCUAGUCGGAGCUCAACAAGCUGGUGCCAGUCCAAAGCGAAUGGCAGAAAUCGCUAGUCUCCCCAAAAGUACUGUUCGACGUAUUCUAUCCAACUUCUCCAGAACUGGCAUACCUUCUACAUCGAGUUCUCGUUCUCAUCCAUACAAAGACAUGGCAAUAGUGGAAUACGACUCUGAUGGAAAAGUUACAAAUUAUGAUGACAAUGCCUCCACCGUCAGCCAAAGGUCGUACAUUCGACCUAGAGCCAAGGAUCUAAUCGCAUAUGUCAAGGCUCAAAGAGCUCUGGAAGAGGCAGGAAAUAGCAAGACUACCACCAAGGCACGCAUGCAUCAGAAUGUGGUCGCAACCACUAGCCAUAGCACGCCACCACCGCCCACUUCAGAAAAGUUCCAAUUGAUGACACCUCCGCAAGAAUCAGAUACCAUGCAGCGACAGGCAAAUGCAACGGCGACGAUGAUUGCUCCACUUGAAAAAAGUGAACGCCGGUUUUCGCUUCCACCUUCCCCGCCGCUCCACCCAGUACCACUGGACACAGCAUUGCCCAGCAAAUCCUUGCCUCAAGCCUUUUCUGUCCAUGAACCUUGGACUAAACAAGAUGAUGAAAUAUUGCUCAAACAUGUCUUCUCAUCCGUUUCUGACGGAGACUGGACUGCCAUUGAGAAAAAGCUGCAAGGCCGCCACCGUGCUUCCAUAUGUCGUGAUCGCUGGAGAAAGUUGCAAGCUGCUAUGCUCGAUGAUUAAUAGUAAACCAUAGCGAACUAUAGUUUUUUCCAUUCAUAUUACGUUCUUAACGAUGGGCUGUCGUACCUUUCUCGUAGCUUAAUCUCCCACGCCCCUAUCCUACUUAUUCUCUUUAGUAUAUUGCAUAUCUCUAGUUCCUUCCCCAUCCCUUUCGCAACUCGCUUAUGUACA
Messenger RNA from Umbelopsis ramanniana AG, 1029 nucleotides. RefSeq lists its product as uncharacterized. Lineage: Eukaryota; Fungi; Mucoromycota; Umbelopsidomycetes; Umbelopsidales; Umbelopsidaceae. Bases 25 to 858 code for a protein of 277 amino acids. The transcript has 4 exons. The record is from RefSeq and is a predicted model, not a curated record.